GGGAGCGCCUUUCAGCCAUCGAUUGCGACGCCGCGGGCCGACUGGCGACAACUUUCUUGACAUUUCUCAAUUUCCGGGGGGGCCAUUCUAAUUCUUCCUUCUCCAGAUCCUCUCUCCAACCCACUUACCUCCCGGACUUUCUCCCCAGCCUCGUCGCCAAUCCACCAUGGUUGCCCGUCCGGCCCUCCGAAGGGCGAUUCCCUCGUCGCGAACGCUCUUACACGCCGAAUCCCGGAUAUUACGGUCGUCCUUCUCGACAACCCUCCAGUUGCAACAAAAGCCCAACAACAACAACAACAACAACAACUCAGUACCCGAAUAUGCCAUUCCCGAUCCUGCGCGUCCUACCCACUUCGGCUUCGAGACCGUCACCGAGGCCGAGAAACGAGAGCGCGUUGCUGGUGUUUUCACCAGCGUUGCCGAGUCGUACGAUCGCAUGAAUGAUCUCAUGUCUUUUGGCUGGCAUCGCGUAUGGAAGGACCACUUCGUCGCCUCCCUCAACCCCGGCUUCUCCCCCCUCACUUCCUCCUCCGACCCCCGCGCCCCUCAACACAUCCUCGACAUAGCCGGCGGCACCGGCGACAUCGCCUUCCGGAUGCUGCACACGGCGCACAUCCUCAACGGCAACCCCGACGUGCGCGUGACCAUCUCCGACAUCAACCCCGCCAUGCUCUCCGUCGGCAAACAGCGCUCCGCUUCCCUGCCCGCCAGCCAACAAGCCGCCCUCUCCUUCCUCGAAGCCAACGCCGAAGACUUGACCCAGACUAAACCCCUGGGCGCCAACCAGGUCGGCUACUCCCCCACCACGGGAGUCCCCGAUGAGUCUGUCGACCUGUAUACCGUCGCUUUCGGUAUCAGAAACUUUAGCAACAUCCCCGCCGCCUUGCGCGAGGCUUACCGCGUGCUCAAGCCCGGUGGUGUCUUUGCUUGUUUGGAGUUCAGCAAGGCCGAUAAGCACCCGCUUUUCAACACCAUUUACAAGCAGUGGAGCUUUAGCGCGAUCCCGCUGAUUGGACAGUUGGUAGCGGGGGAUAGGGAUAGUUAUCAGUAUCUGGUGGAAUCGAUCGAAAGGUUCCCGAGCCAGGAGGACUUUAGGGAUAUGAUUGUUGAUGCGGGUUUCGUGGUUGGUGGACAGGGGUAUGAGGAUUUGACGGGUGGUGUGGCAGCGAUUCACAAGGGCAUGAAGCCUAGGCGGAAGUGAAGGGGGGGGAGUAAGAAAGAGGGUGGUGGAUUGAGGUUUGAGAGAUGCAUGAUAGACGGAAAGAAAGAAGGUUAGUUGGUGGUGUUGGUGGCCUUUGCACGAAGAGGUGAUAAACACCGGGAUGAUCGGGUGCAGUGGUUG
This is a messenger RNA of Neurospora hispaniola, 1342 nucleotides long. Its product is annotated as ubiquinone biosynthesis methyltransferase coq5. The transcript is spliced from 2 exons. Lineage: Eukaryota; Fungi; Ascomycota; Sordariomycetes; Sordariales; Sordariaceae. Gene Ontology annotation, biological process: ubiquinone biosynthetic process. Bases 167 to 1201 code for a protein of 344 amino acids. The record is from RefSeq and is a predicted model, not a curated record. Gene Ontology annotation, molecular function: methyltransferase activity.